Molecule: messenger RNA, 1062 nt
Organism: Lolium rigidum
Lineage: Eukaryota; Viridiplantae; Streptophyta; Magnoliopsida; Poales; Poaceae
Product: BTB/POZ and MATH domain-containing protein 2-like
Exons: 1
Coding region: 1-1062 (353 amino acids)
Biological process (GO): protein ubiquitination
Molecular function (GO): protein binding
Source: RefSeq, a predicted model, not a curated record
AUGUCCUCUGCGACUGCGAGUGAUAGUGUGGCGCCGUGGUACACCGCGUCGACCGUCGUCGCGAGGCCCCUGUUCGGGUCCCACGUGUUCAGGAUCGACGGGUACUCCCGAACAAGGCGAUUCGGCGCCGGCACCUGCCUCACAUCUGCGACGUUUUCCGUCGGAGGCCAUCGCUGGUGUAUCAAGUACUACCCCGAUGAUGUUUAUCCACCUAUCAUCACACACCGUGAUGAGCUAUGCAUCCGUCUUCAUCACAAGGAUGCCAAUAGAGUCAAAGCGCAGUGCAAGAUUUCUUUGCUCGACCAGGAAGGGAACCCAACCAGACUGACUUACGCUGGUAGUAGAACCUUCUCCGACAAAGCUGGGCAUUUUGGUUUCCAUCUAUACGUCAAAUGGAAAGAGUUUGAGGAAUCUGUUUGUCUGAAAGAUGAUGUUUUCAGAGUGCGAUGCGAUGUCACCGUCAUAAAGGACGUCGUCACGCAGGACAUCCCACCGCGCGUCGUGGUGCCGCCGUCCGACAUGCAUCAGCAUCUUGGCCGGCUUCUCUCGGCCGGCGAUGGGGCCGACGUCACGUUUCAGGUGGGCAGUGAGACGUUUGCAGCACACAAAUACAUGCUUGCUGCUCGGUCAUCGGUCUUCAUGGCGGAGCUCUUUGGUCCGAUGAAGGAGAAGACAUCAUCUUCCGUGCGGAUCGACGACAUGGAAGCUAGAGUGUUCAGAGCCCUGCUUCAUUUCGUCUACACCGACUCUCCGCCUGAAAUGGAUAAAGACGACACAGUAACAAUGUCCCAACAUUUGCUUGUAGCAGCUGACAGGUAUAACUUGGAACGGCUGAAGUUGAUGUGUGAGGAAAAGUUGUGCAAGCACAUCGACAUACACACCAUCUCGACUACAUUGGCAUUGGCUGAGCAGCAUGGUUGCCGUGGGCUCAAGGAGGAGUGCUUCAAUUUCCUCAAGUCUCCUGGCAUGAUGAAGGCGGUUGUGGCUACCGAUGGUUUCGAGCAUCUGAAGAACAGUUGCCCCUCCAUUCUUCAGGAGCUGGUCACCAAGCUUGCUCUCUGA